AUGUCAUCAAAUACCUCAGAAGAUACUAUAUUGUGUGAAAUUACUCAAAGUACAUCCCAACAAUACCUGACAUCAUUAGAUGCCUCACAAAAUAUUACUACUUCAUGUGAAGAUACACCAUGUCCAGUUAUUCGAUCGACUCAAGAAGCUUUGAUUUUUACACCAAACAAACCAAUCAUAACAAAAAUGAUGUAUGAUAAAUAUUCCCCAUACCUUAUUUGCACAUUCAAUUCAACAAUAAAUUAUGUUAAGGAGACCGAAACUCUUGUUAAGAAGCUGGAGGAGAUAUUUGAAACAGACUACACAGAAAUCGAAUCAAAAAUCCUUAAUAAGACAAUCAUCACGGACUGCCAAGAGUCCUAUACCAUGAUAUAUCUGAACGUACCUUUAUUGUUGAAUGUUUAUCACCUAUCUUCUUGA
This is a messenger RNA of Entrophospora sp. SA101, 420 nucleotides long. Lineage: Eukaryota; Fungi; Glomeromycota; Glomeromycetes; Entrophosporales; Entrophosporaceae. The record is from the annotation of a GenBank genome assembly.